Molecule: messenger RNA, 459 nt
Organism: Nyctereutes procyonoides (raccoon dog)
Lineage: Eukaryota; Metazoa; Chordata; Mammalia; Carnivora; Canidae
Product: glyceraldehyde-3-phosphate dehydrogenase-like
Exons: 2
Coding region: 1-459 (152 amino acids)
Molecular function (GO): oxidoreductase activity, acting on the aldehyde or oxo group of donors, NAD or NADP as acceptor
Source: RefSeq, a predicted model, not a curated record
AUGGAGAAAGCUGAGGCUCACUUGAAGGGUGGGGCCAAGAGGCUCCUCUCUGCCCCUUCUGCUGAUGCUUGCAUGUUUGUGAUGGGCGUGAGCCAUGAGAAGUAUGAAAACUCCCUCAAGACUGUCAGCAAUGUCUCCUGUACCACAAACAGCUUGGCUCCUCUGGCCAAGAUCAUCCAUGACAACCUCAGCAUCAUGGAAGGACUUAUGACCACCAUCCAUGGCAUCACUGCCACCCAGAAGAUCAUGGAUGACCCCCCUGGGAAGCUCUGGCAUGAAAGCCGAGGGGCUGCCCAGAACAUCAUCCCUGCUUCCAUUGGUGCCGCCAAGGCUCUGGGCAAGUCAUGCCUCCUGGAGAAAGCUGCCAAAUACAAUAACAUCAAGAACGUGGUGAGGCAGGCAUCGGAGGGCCCCAUCAAAGGGAUCCUGGGAUACACUGAGGACAAGGUUGUCUCCUGA